UACUAUUACUAAUACUAUAAUAGAAGGCUGAACAGAAACUACAGGAGAAGAAGGGAAAGGAUGAUGUUCAGAAUGUUAAUGAUCAUCACGAUGAAGAUCCAUUGUUAUUAUCAUCAUCAUCAAAUAAUACAUACUUCUAUCAAUAUGGUAUAUCACAUGUGUAUCUCGAUUCAUUAUGGUUUAAAUGUCUUAUGAUGGAAUAUUGUGGUAAAACUGAUGCAUUUGAUAAAAUGUAUCUAAUGCCCAGACAGAUCAAAUGUCGGAUUGUUGGUAUACGAGAUAUCCCUAUUGAUAAUACUUCUCGAAGGAAUUAUAGAUCAUUAGCUCAUCUCGUACAUGGUUCUACAGCUAGUAUUGUGGAUGUUGAUUUCAUUAAACCUAGGAAGUUAUCACACACUACAUUAGAGGCAUUUAAAUCGCAGAUUGAUAGGAAAUAUAAAUAUCGUAAAGAACAAAGGAGAAAGGCAUAUAAAGAAGAUAGAUUAAAGAUAGAGGCAGAGGAUAAAAGUCAUAUGGAGACAUUUAGUAGAUUAAUAUCUACCGCACCAACAGUACAUCCUAGGAUCAUAGGAAAAACUCCUACUCCUACUACAGUGAUGGCCUCAUCAUCAUCAUCAUCAGCAGAUGUGAUGAGAGGUAUAUCUAAACAUAGGAUGGUCACGACUGGUCGACUUACACCAGAGGAAGAGAUAUUGAAUUCUGAAGAGGAAUUAGAACGAGAGUUUGCCCCUCCUCCAUCAUCAUCAUACGAGGGAAUAGAUGUUACAUUGGCUAUGACUAGAGAAGGUAAUACACCACAAGAUGAUGGGAAGAAGAAAAAGAAAAAGUCACGUGGUGUAGUAAAGGUUAAACUUGCUGGUUAA
Molecule: messenger RNA, 863 nt
Organism: Perkinsus marinus ATCC 50983
Lineage: Eukaryota; Perkinsozoa; Perkinsida; Perkinsidae
Exons: 5
Coding region: 192-863 (223 amino acids)
Biological process (GO): positive regulation of transcription by RNA polymerase II
Molecular function (GO): transcription cis-regulatory region binding
Source: RefSeq, a predicted model, not a curated record